AUGUAUUUUCAAGUAGCACUGUGUUUGAGAGGUAAAUAUGCAUCACGACCACUCUUGCAAAAGAUGACAUGAAGCACUUAAUUCUCGCAGUUCCAUCUGUGCAUGCAGGAAGAGCAGUCAUCAUUAUAAUGUACCCUAAGGCCUGCUUGAAGGUAAACAACAGCAUCAUUAUACAUUAGUGGGUCAUGGAGUCCUGUAUUAUGCAUUAUUGAUCAUGUCUGCCCUAAUUGAAACAUCUUCCAUCUGCAAAUGAAAUGACUGGUGCAGACAUCCCACGCGGCCACCUGACGAACUCAAGACCCACCUCACUGCACCCAAGAUGGAGACGGGGCUAAUCUGAGAAGUGAGUGUGGACUCCAUCAAGAGGGCCACGGCUGCCGAACCGGCGCCUCCACGCACUCCAAACUACCUCCAAGCGGCACCGUGACAGAGGAGAAAGUGGACUGGAUCGAGGAGUCCCGUCCCGUCCUGUCCUGUGCUUUGCACGAGGUGCCAUAUUUGUCCCCGACAUGUAGCCCAGCAGCGUGGGAGAUCACCGCGGUAGAAGAGGAGUGUGUGGGGAGGCUGAUGCCAUGAAAAUCACAACAGCCCACUGAGGGAGAUCACGGAUACGGCGGCGGUGAUGAUGAGGAUGGACCCGAGUAGGGCGAUUCGAGGAAGGUAACGUCCGACACGGGAGUCCACGGAGACCUCUUUUAGUCGCUUUCGGGUGGAGGAUGGAUUUCAGCCGACUCCGGAACAUCAUCAGCCGAUACUGUGUGGGGGAGGAGAACUGGGUCGACAAUCGGACGGUCUACAUCGGUCAUAAAGAACCCCCUCCGGGAGCUGAGGCCUACAUCCCUCAGCGUUACCCCGACAACCGUAUUGUGUCCUCAAAGUACACCUUCUGGAACUUCAUCCCCAAGAACUUGUUUGAACAGUUCCGAAGAAUUGCCAACUUUUACUUUUUGGUCAUCUUUCUUGUCCAGCUCAUCAUCGACACCCCCACCAGCCCAGUCACCAGUGGGCUGCCCCUGUUCUUUGUUAUCACAGUAACUGCCAUCAAGCAGGGCUACGAGGAUUGGCUGCGGCACAAAGCCGACUGCUCCAUCAAUGAGUGUCCAGUGGACGUGGUGCAGCGGGGGAAGGCGGCGAGGACGCAGAGUCACAAGCUGAGGGUGGGCGACAUUGUGGUGGUGAGGGAGGAUGAAACGUUCCCAUGUGACCUCAUCCUGCUCUCCUCCAGCCGACAAGAUGGCACCUGCUACGUCACCACCGCCAGCCUGGAUGGGGAAUCCAGUCACAAGACUUACUACGCCAUACCAGAUACCAUGGCCUUUAGGACGGACCAGGAAGUGGAUUCCCUACAUGCCACCAUUGAAUGUGAACAGCCGCAGCCUGACCUCUACAAAUUUGUGGGACGUAUCAAUAUUUACAAGAACAAAGAAGAGCCUGUUGCUAGACCACUUGGUGCUGAGAAUUUACUACUCAGAGGCGCAACACUGAAGAACACACAGCAUAUUUAUGCUGUUGCCAUCUACACUGGCAUGGAGACCAAGAUGGCGCUCAAUUACCAGUCGAAAUCGCAGAAGCGUUCUGCUGUGGAAAAGUCUAUGAAUGCCUUUCUGAUUGUCUAUCUGUGCAUCCUGAUCAGUAAAGCGGUCGUCAACACUGUUCUCAAAUAUGCCUGGCAGUGGUCCCCAGACCGCGACGAGCCCUGGUACAACCACAGAACGGAGAACGAGCGACAUCGACACGUGGUGGUCCGAGCUUUCACCGACUUCUUGGCCUUUACCGUCUUAUUCAAUUACAUCAUUCCCGUGUCCAUGUACGUCACGGUGGAGAUGCAGAAAUUCCUGGGCUCCUAUUUUAUCACGUGGGAUGAGGAGAUGUUCGAUGAAGAGUUGGGAGAAGGAGCUCAGGUCAACACGUCUGACCUUAACGAGGAGCUGGGUCAGGUGCAAUAUGUUUUCACUGAUAAGACGGGCACUCUGACGGAGAACAACAUGGAGUUCAUCGAAUGCUGCGUCGAUGGGAAUGUUUACAUUCCGCACGCCAUAUGCAACGGGCAAAUUCUCAGCGCCGCCUCCAGCAUCGACAUGAUCGAUUCCUCACCUGGUGGAUACCGCAGAGAGCAUGAGGACCUGUUUUUCCGGGCAUUGUGUCUGUGUCACACGGUUCAAGUGAAGGAGGAAGUGACUGUGGACGGCAUCAAAAAGGGCAUCCAUCAGGGCCGGCCCACCUCCUUCUACAUCUCCUCUUCCCCGGAUGAGGUGGCUUUGGUGGAGGGAAUGAAAAGGCUGGGCUACACCUACCUAAGACUGAAAGACAACUACAUGGAGAUUUUGAACAAAGACGAUGAGAUUGAAAGGUUUGAGCUCCUUCAUGUGCUCAACUUUGACUCUGUGAGGAGGAGAAUGAGCGUCAUUGUUCGGGCGAGCUCAGGGGAAUACUUGCUCUUCUGCAAGGGCGCCGACUCUGCCAUUUUUCCUCUGGUGAUCUCUGGCAAGGUGGAGCAAGUGAAGGCGCGGGUGGAGCAAAAUGCUGUGGAGGGCCUGCGAACGCUGUGCGUGGCAUACAAGAGGCUGUCGGAGUCCGAGUACCAAGAGGCGUGUCGGCAUCUGACAGAUGCUAAGCUGGCCCUGCAGGAGAGAGAGCAGAGACUGGCUGAGGCUUAUGAUGUCAUCGAAAGAGACUUUGUGCUCCUGGGUGCCACGGCGGUGGAGGACAGGCUCCAGGAGAAGGCGUCAGACACCAUUGAAUCGCUGCACAAAGCGGGAAUGAAAGUUUGGGUUCUGACUGGCGACAAAAUGGAGACGGCGGCGGCCACCUGCUAUGCCAGCAAACUCUUCCGCCGCAGCACUCAGAUCCUGGAGCUGACCAAGAAGCGCACGGAAGAGCAGAGUCUGCACGAUGUUCUUUUUGAGCUCAACAGGACCGUUCUCAGGCAGAGAUCCAUUUCUGGGUUGUCUGUCGACUGCCUGGAUUUCGGUCUGAUCAUCGACGGGGCCACGCUGUCGGCCGUCCUCACGUCCAAGCAGGACGGCGGCGCCAGCCACGGCAGCUACCGCGAGAUCUUCCUGGAGAUCUGUCGCAACUGCAGCGCUGUGCUGUGCUGUCGCAUGGCGCCGCUGCAGAAGGCGCAGAUCGUGAAGCUGAUCAAGGCCUCCAAGGAGCGCCCAAUUACCCUGGCUGUUGGCGAUGGAGCCAAUGAUGUCAGCAUGAUUUUAGAAGCACACGUGGGCAUCGGGAUAAUGGGCAAAGAGGGUCGCCAGGCUGCCAGGAACAGCGACUACGCCAUCCCCAAAUUCAAACAUUUGAAGAAAAUGCUGCUGGUUCACGGCCACUACUACUACAUUCGCAUCGCCGAGCUCGUCCAGUACUUCUUCUACAAGAAUGUAUGCUUCAUCUUCCCGCAGUUCCUGUAUCAGUUCUUCUGCGGCUUCUCCCAGCAGCCUCUGUACGACACGGCCUAUUUGACCUUGUACAACAUCAGCUUCACGUCACUGCCCAUCCUCCUCUACAGUCUGGUGGAGAAGCAUGUCACCAUGGAAACGCUUAAACGAGAACCCUCCUUGUACAGGGACAUCGCCAAGAACUCCCUCCUCCGCUGGCCAGUCUUCCUGUACUGGACAUGCCUGGGCGUGUUUGACGCCAUCGUCUUCUUCUUCGGUGCCUACUUCCUGUUUGACAACACCACCUUCACCAGCAAUGGCCAGCUCAUGACCACCAACACGCAGAUGAUGUUUGGCAACUGGACCUUUGGGACUCUUGUUUUCACAGUGCUGGUGUUCACCGUGACACUUAAGCUCGCCUUGGACACGCACCACUGGACAUGGAUCAAUCAUUUUGUCAUCUGGGGCUCUCUACUUUUCUACGUGAUCUUCUCUCUUCUCUGGGGUGGCAUCAUUUGGCCCUUUCUCAACUACCAGAGGAUGUAUUAUGUCUUCAUGCAAAUGUUAUCCAGCGGGCCGGCCUGGCUUAGCAUCAUCCUGCUUAUCACAGUCAGUCUGCUUCCUGAUGUCAUCAAGAAGGUCCUCUGCAGGGCUAUGUGCCCCACAGCUACAGAGCGUGCUCAGUCCACACCUUGCCCGUGCCUUACCGUGGAGCCCUCCACCAUCUUCAUGCUUUCUCAGUCAUCCAGCAGAAUGAGUUUCUGAUUGAGCCAAACAGACGAAGGAGGAGCAAGAAGCGCAGGAUAGCGACGUGACCAAGUUGUCCUCGCACCACUCCUACAAAGGCGCAAGCGUCGCCUCCUCUCAGCUGCAGCUCGGCGCCAUGGAGACGCUGUCGCUCCGUGCCUCCGAACCCCUUCCGCAAAAACUCUUGGCGCACUUGGCAGAAGGGGGGAGGGCAGACCUGCGGUCCCUCAGCCCGUGCAUGUUCAGGCUUUCCGGGGCGGGGAUUGCCUACUAUGCUCCGGGGCCAGAAACGUCAGUCUGAAGCCCAAACUUUAGGGUGAGCGUUUGCAGAAUGGAGUCUCAUGGGAUGUGUGGGCGGCCAUCUUCAUCUAAAGGGUGAGAAUUUAUACAACACACAAAGCUCACCGUGUGCACUUCUGGGCUCGUGAAUACCCGUUCAUUGACAGUAUUGUCCAAACAUCUCAUGUUCAUUCUUUUGCUUUUCUGACGACAUCAACAAAGAACAAUUGGAAGUUACAGUCCAGCCUAUCUGUACAAUGACGUCUUCAUAUUAUUUUGUGUCAAAAUUUCUAUGUAUAUAUGUGUAUGUUCACUAUGAGGCCAGGUAAGGGCUGUCGUCCAGCUCGGCCUUUUAGGUGUGUAUGUAUGUAUGCCUGCGUGCAUGAAGAUGCCUGCACUGUUUGUUUUCUACGUGACACACCUUUGCCUUACAGGUAAACCACACAGCAGCAGGCUAGGAGCCAAAGGUGUUAAAAAAAAGGAAAAAAAGAGAGGAAGUGGCGUAUUAUUACAAAGCCUUACACACACAUUAACCAAUCCCGCUCUCUCGCCACACACACCUCAUCCUACUGGGAAAGGAAAAAAUAAGAGAGAAGGCAGUAUUGUCGCCACCCAGCCUUAAUUCAAUACAUGCCCGCUUACGGUAGUUUUUACGGGACACUUAUAUUCACGAUUCCAUCUGGCCUCUGUGUCCUUGCGUGUCUCAACUCUCUGCAUGGUGAUGUGUACCCGGGGCCGAAUUUUUUUCUUGUACUGUGUCGAUCAUGUGGCACUGAGGAGUAUGAGGGCUACACCGAAAAGUUCCACAGGAAAUAACAAGAAUCAUGUGACAACAAAUCAUAUCAUUGCAAAAAAAUCAAUAAAUACAGCGGAACCUCUAUUUUCAAAUGACCAAGUUUAUGAAAAAAAAAAUUAAACUAAAAUAAGCACUUCCUUUGGUUUAGUAACAGUCUUUUGCAUGCUCGUGGGACACUCAGACCUUGACAAAUCUGCAUUGCAUUGUGGGAAUUGCCAUUUAGUGCUAGCAAUCACCACACUGCACAUGUUACGACUUUUUGGGUGUACGAUUACAACCCUUUUUGAGUCAUUAAGUAAAGUUAUGACUCCUUGUCUCCUUUUUUUCAUAAAUAACCUUACUUUUGUAAUACUACCACUUAAUGAUCAUAAAAUGCUGACUUUUUUCCGUGUUGCUGUGGCCCCAAUACUCCUUUGUAGCACCUUGACGAUUAUACAUGCUCUUCAAGUGACCGGCUUUUAUUUCCGAAAUGAUUUCGCGCUCUUUGUAUGUUAUGCAGAAACUAAUGGUCGGGUCUGAAAGACUGCCAAGUACGUGUUCCUCUUGUUCCCCUGUCUUGUUGGCCGUCACAACUCAUGAAUGGAUGUACAGUAACUUGACACUUGACGGUGUAUAUCGUACUCAGCAGGAAGACUUGAACAGGCGACAUCACAAUCAACCCAACAGAAUGUCAAACCAAUUUGUCCGUUAUGUUAUCCAGCUGACGAAUGUAGCUUAUUCCGGUUCAAUCUCUUUUGCUUCUCAAGAACACAGUUAAUUUUUUAUAUGCAUCACCAUCUGCCAACGGGUAUAGAUUUAAUACACACACACACAAACAGUAGUUCUUAUUGGAAAGAUUUGAUACAAGCUGAGACACACAUAGUCUGUUUUGAUUUUGGGACUCAACACCCUGACCUCAUUGACACUCACUGUGCUGUUGCCAUAUUGUAUCCAGUAUUUGACAUGCUCCUCUGCUUAAAUAUUGGGGUCAUAAUUUUGGAUACCUAGUCAGGAUUUGGUUGUACGCCACACGUUCACAUUUUGUGAUUUAUUUUUAAAAUUGCGUUUGGAGGUUUCAACGUGUGCCAAAAACUCUUUUCACCUUCAGUUGUUGCAACUUUAUAACAUUUUUUUUUCUCAAAGGGUGGAUGAAACUGUAAUUUACCCGCUGUAACUAAUUUGUGCUCUCAUCUACUUGCCCAUUGGAAAGCAUGAAAAAAAACCUGUUGUCUGCGGCUACCUUGUGGGUGUCUACAAUCCAUUUCUACUUUCUUUGUAUUCAAAGGGAAAAGUUUUUUAAAUUUUAACUUUCACUUCUAAAUUUAAUUGUUCUUUCAUGAACGUUUGUCAUGAAGUUCAUCAAGAAAAAUCCAAACGAGGUCCAGUAGGGUACAUUGCUAUCAUCUACAAUGAAUUUCUCCUUUAUUUUUUGGACAUUUGAGAAAUAGUAGUUAUAUAUUUUCACUUCCAGUUCCACUCACAUUGUGCUUUCAUCCCCUUGUGAAUUUGAAAGCAUGAAGAAGAAAAAAAAAAUCCAUGACCCGGUGCGAAGCAUUGUUCGUAUACAGUAAUCUAUAUUUCAAAUAUCUUUCAUUACUUUUCACUAAAAUGGCGUUCCAGUGUUGUCGAUUAGGAUGUUUUGUGCAUGUUUCCUUUGCUAGUUUUGUAUAUCCCUGAAAGAAGAUUCUAUUUUAACUGUUCGAAUGUGGGUUCAAGUUUACCAAAAGGUUCAGUCGAGAUUUAUCAGUACACACACUGCACUUUGUGGUACAGGUCUGUGUUCACCCAAAAAUGAUCUGUUGUACAUCAGCUCCGGGCAUGGGGGGUUUAUACUGUUAGACUUCCUCACAAGUUAUUUUUCUAAGACGAUUGUAGUGGGUGAACUGACCAAAUAACUUGAAAAUGGAACAAACAGGCCUCCGUCUCAAAUGGUUGUUUCUCACCAGCCUAUUUCUUGAAUGUCAAGGCCGCUUCUUCUGAAGUCCAUCAGCACAAGCGCAGCAGGCAUUCAAAAUGCUGACAUCUCCGAGCAUCCACCCACCUCUGGCAAGGUGUGCCAGAGGUGGGUGGAUGUGCGCACCUGUGUGCGUGUGCGUGCGGCAGCGCACCCUUCUGCAGCACUGUUUGUAUUAUGAUGUAUAACGGGUUUUCAGACGUUUUUCUUAAAAAAGAAGAAAAAAAUGUUUUUGGUUUUCCUCUUAACUACUUUGCAAGCCCGUCUGUAGCAAAUGAGGGAUUUUGCCUGGAAUAAAGAUAUGGUUGACACUUUUGA
Messenger RNA from Hippocampus zosterae (dwarf seahorse), 7447 nucleotides. RefSeq names its product phospholipid-transporting ATPase IH-like. Gene Ontology annotation, molecular function: magnesium ion binding; ATP binding; ATPase-coupled intramembrane lipid carrier activity. Bases 717 to 4139 code for a protein of 1140 amino acids. Gene Ontology annotation, cellular component: recycling endosome; plasma membrane; endoplasmic reticulum. The record is from RefSeq and is a predicted model, not a curated record. The transcript has 32 exons. Gene Ontology annotation, biological process: phospholipid translocation. Lineage: Eukaryota; Metazoa; Chordata; Actinopteri; Syngnathiformes; Syngnathidae.